Molecule: messenger RNA, 1782 nt
Organism: Oncorhynchus gorbuscha (pink salmon)
Lineage: Eukaryota; Metazoa; Chordata; Actinopteri; Salmoniformes; Salmonidae
Product: zinc finger protein 664-like
Exons: 2
Coding region: 234-1466 (410 amino acids)
Biological process (GO): regulation of immune system process; negative regulation of transcription by RNA polymerase II; regulation of cytokine production
Molecular function (GO): DNA-binding transcription factor activity, RNA polymerase II-specific; RNA polymerase II cis-regulatory region sequence-specific DNA binding
Source: RefSeq, a predicted model, not a curated record
UCAACAGUGAAACAACAGAAGGUCGGCCACCUCCGUAGCCGAAAACAUCAAAUGUUUUUAGGCUGUUUUGAUGUACAUUGGUCACUGUGUUUUAAACAUAUUGCUGUUUUGUUUACUUGUUGGUCCAUUUAAUGCACUAUUUACGUUGUUUGUCAGGUAGCUGGCUUGCUAAAUUAGCUUUGCACUAGGCUAAUCGCUAAUGCUAAGUAGCUAGCUAGUUAACAUCCCCGAUCAUGAGUUCACUUCGCUACUCCACUCCUGCUGAAGAAGAGGGGGUCUGCUGGACGGAGAAAGAAGAGGCUGUCACAGUUAAACAAGAAGUAGAGGAUGAGGCUGUUACUGUGAAAGAAGAAGAGAAAGAAGUUACUGUGACAGAGAAAGAAGCUUUCAGAGUGAAAGUGGAGGAGGAAGGAGUUUUCAGAGUGAAAGAGGAGGGGGAGAUUACUGUCACGUUGAAAGAGGAGGAGGAAGGAGAGGAAGAGGGGCAGAUUACUGUCACGUUGAAAGAGGAGGAGGAAGAAGAGGAAGAGGGGCAGAUUACUUUCACGUUGAAAGAGGAGGAAGGAGAGGAAGAGGAGACGGGAGAUCUGAGUAAAACCACAGGAGAGCGACCAGACUCUCACUCUGACAGCGGGGAGAGUCAUUCAGGGGAACCAGACCCAGAGACGUCCAAACCAGCGAGACGACACCACUGCUCCCAGUGUGGAAAAAGUUUUAACCGAUCACAACACCUGAAAUUACAUGAGAGAACACACACAGGAGAAAAGCCUUACCACUGUUCCCAGUGUGGAAAGAGUUUUAGUCAGUUAGGGAGCCUGAAAGGUCAUAAGAGAACACACACAGGAGAAAAGCCUUACCACUGUUCCCAGUGUGGAAAGAGUUUUAGUCAGUUAGGGAGUCUGAAAAGUCAUAAGCGAAUACACUCUGGAGAGAAGCCUUACCACUGCUCCAAAUGUGGAAAGACAUUUACAUGGUUAGUGGGCUUGAAAAUGCACGAGAGGACGCACACAGGAGAGAGGCCUUACCACUGUUCCCACUGUGGAAAGAGUUUUAGGUUGUUAGGGAUUCUGAAACUGCAUGAGAAAGCACACACACGAGAGAAGUCUUACCCCUGUUCCCAUUGUGGAAAGAGUUUUAGGUGGUUAGGGUCCCUGAAAACACAUGAGCGAGUACACACACACAAAAAGGAAAAGCUCUACCAAUGUUCACUGUGUGGAAUGAGUUUUACCCAGUUAGAAGCCUUGAAUAGGCAUGACAGGACACACACACGAGAGGAUAAGCCCUACCACUGCUCCCAGUGUGGAAAGAGAUUUAACUGGUUAAGGCAGCUGAAUAAGCAUGAAAGAAUACAUACACAGGAGGAGAAGACAUACCACUGCUCUCAUUGUGGAAAGACAUUUUCCCAGUUAGAGGACCUGAAAUCACAUGAGAGAAUAGAGAGCCUGUGUUCUGACUUGAGUUUUUGACUGAUCAUUUGUGUUUUUGUCUAAUCCUCAUGCAAUUAAAACAAUUUUGCUUUUUUUUGCUUUUUUUCAUUUUGAGACAUGAUCAUGUCUAAUAUCAGAUUACAUAUUUUAAAAUGUCUAUUGAAUUUUGAUGAGCUUUGCUUGAUUGAUUUGAUACAAGUAUAAACCCUCUGUUGUUCAUCAUAUGCUUUUCAUAUUGCAAAAAUGUACAUAAAUAUAUAAGUAAGUAGCUGUCACGUAGAGUAGAGCCAGAAGGCCAAACUGGAAAACCUAAACCUCAAUCACAAUAAAAAAGAUGGCGGAGAAGCAAAAGGUC